GUGGCCGUGGCGGUUCCCCGCUUUGUUCCCAUUGGGCGGUGGGCUUUGCAUGACAGAGCUCCUCCAAGAGCCGCCUGCUUGGGGGGCAUCCACAUCCCUGUGGUGCACAGGAGCUGCUCGGGGUCCCGUGUUGCAGGCAGAGCCGAGAUCUCGUUUUCCUUAUGCAGCCCCACAGCUACGUGCUGACACUGGCAGAGUGCGUGAAGCUGACAAAGAGCCCCGGGGAGAGCGGAACCCAACCACCUGCUGCCACUGGGUUGGCCCCAUUCUUCCCAACCUUUGUGUGGGCUGUGCGGGAUUUCACGCUGCAAUUGGAGGUGGAUGGGCAGGAGCUCUCCGAGGAUGAAUACUUGGAGAAUGCACUGAAGCUGAGGGGUGGCAGCAGCCCGGAGGCCGAACACUACAACCGCCUGCGGGAAUGCAUCCGACAGUUCUUCCCCGAGAGAAGGUGCUUCAUUUUCGACCAGCCUGCCAGCAAGAGGGAUCUGCCCCGCCUGGAGGAGCUCCCGGAUGAUAGGAUGGACUCCGAGUUCCUGCAGCAGCUGGAGAAAUUCUGCAGCUACAUCUGGCUGAGCUCUCCACCAAAGACCAUCCCCAGUGUCUGCAAAGUGACCGGGGAGAGUGAGUGAUGCUCUCUUGGCAGUGGGGCGUGCAGGAGCUUUUCUGCCUCUGUUUGGGGCUCCUGGGUGUUGGGCUGGGUUGGGAGGGAAGGAGCAGGAGAAGCACUCGGGGAUGCUGGGGGGGGGCAGCAGGGCUAUGGCUGCACCCAGGG
This is a messenger RNA of Phasianus colchicus (ring-necked pheasant), 772 nucleotides long. The record is from RefSeq and is a predicted model, not a curated record. NCBI's taxonomy places the organism in Eukaryota, Metazoa, Chordata, Aves, Galliformes, Phasianidae.